UCUAUGACAGAGAAAUCGCAGAGCGGGUUCUGCACAUCUCUAGGGCAUUUUAUCCAAAUGGAAGUGAGGCAGAGGAAGGAAGUGAUGAUGGUGGUACUCACGAUGCUCAGCUGUGGUCACUGAGAGAGAAAACGCCUGAAGGAAAGACAGAGAAACCAGAAGAAUGAAGAUCAAAUGGUACCUACCGUAGCCAGACUUUAAGAGCUAAAGACACUUAGCUAAAGACUAAGCUAGCUUAUUUUCGUUGGACUUCCAUGGCCCAAAGGUCCUUCUCCAUCUUCUUGCAAGAUGAAAAAAACCAUAAAUGAGCCACUGGAUGGUCUAGUCAAUGAAUCUGAUUUCCUAGACUAUGUAGCUGUUUUGGAAAACUGCACCGAUGAGCAGCAAAUCUUAUUCAAGACGCAGUACCUCCCUGCGAUCUACAGCAUCAUCUUCCUUGUGGGCUUCCCGGGGAACACGGUGGCGAUCUCCAUCUACAUUUUCAAGAUGCGACCCUGGAAGAGCAGUACCGUCAUCCUGCUGAACUUGGCCUUGACUGACCUGCUGUACCUGACGAGCCUUCCUUUCCUCAUCCAUUACUACGCGAGCGGUGAACACUGGGUCUUCGGGGACUUCAUGUGCAAGUUCAUCCGCUUCGGCUUCCACUUCAACCUCUACAGCAGCAUCCUCUUCCUCACCUGCUUCAGCAUCUUCCGUUACGUCGUCAUCAUUCACCCAAUGAGCUGUUUUUCUAUUCAGAAAACGCGGUGGGCGGUGGUAGCUUGUGCGGGGGUGUGGGUCAUCUCUUUGGUCGCUGUCAUGCCUAUCACUUUCCUGAUCACAUCAACCACCAGGACCAACAGGUCUGCUUGUCUUGACCUCACCAGUUCGGAUGACCUCACUACUAUCAAAUGGUACAAUCUCAUUUUGACUGCCACCACUUUCUGCUUGCCCUUGGUGAUAGUGACACUUUGCUACACAACAAUUAUCAGCACUCUGACUCAUGGACCUCAGACCCACAGCUGCUUUAAGCAGAAGGCCCGGAGAUUGACCAUCCUGCUGCUCCUAGUGUUCUAUAUAUGUUUUUUACCCUUCCACAUCCUGAGGGUCAUUCGGAUUGAAUCUCGCCUGCUUUCCAUCAGCUGCUCCAUCGAGAGUCACAUUCACGAAGCUUACAUUGUUUCUAGACCAUUAGUGGCCCUCAACACCUUUGGAAACCUGCUGCUGUAUGCCGUGGUCAGCAAUAACUUCCAGCAGGCAUUCUGCUCUAUAGUGAGUUGCAGAGCCAGUGGGGACCUUGACCAAGAAAAGAAAGACAGUUGCUCAAACAACCCUUGAGUCCUGUCAAUUAGUGGAGGCUAGGGAGAUGUCUCCGCGGGUACAGGUAUAGCUCUUAACAUGCAAAUGUCGGGAUCUGAAAUAGAAUCCCCAUAAUCUACUUAAGUUGGCAGUGGUAGCAAGCACCUGAAAUCCCAGGACUCCUGUGGUGAGAUGUAAAUGGGGCAGGAGAAUUCCUAGAGGCUCAAGGGCCAGCUAGUCAACUGUAUACUGGGACUAACCUCAAAGAGACCUUCUUUCUAAUAAGAUAGAAGGCAGGGCUGAUGGUUACACAUGUGCACUGUGUCAUGUAUUUACCUCCCCCCCACACAAAUGGGAACAUAUCAAUCACACAUAUACACACUCUCUUCAAAUAUUUAUCAGUCAAUCAGUGCCUCCUGAUAAUUUGUAUAUAACUUCUAAGAGGUCUCCCCUCAGUAGACCGCCUAGUAACUACAGUAUAUUCAGGUCCGUAUGAGCCAAAGCCAUGGGCAGGACUCUUAGGAGAUCUUUGCAAUAUUUUUAUUUAGAUCUUUGUCGGUAAAGGAUUUAUGGGAUUAGAAACUAUGAAACUCGGAGAACCUCUGUUGCCAUCACUUAGUGGCUCCACGUGGAAACUGGCGUUGGUCCAACAGCCCUGGACCUCCCAGAGCUUAGUGUGAGGAUGGAACACCAAACACAAUGGAAGCCAAGGGUCUCCUUUCACACCUCGCUGCCUGUCUUUCGUACUUUGGGGCAGGUGUGUACUGAAAUCCUAGAUUAUACAAAGCAUUGCUUGUGCCUUCCUUUCCUUGGGUAUUUAUGACUUCCUUUCCUUUAAUUUUUUCCUUGAGAUUAUUGCUCUGAGUGCUGCCUUUCAGUUCUAGCUAGGUCUUUAGAUGGAAGGGAGACAUGAGGACACAGUUGGAACAGGCCCUGGGACCCAGCUCAGUCGGUGAGUGCCUGCUGCACAUGCCUGAAGGCUUGAGCUUGGUCCCUAGAACUUACAGGUAAAAGCCGGGUGCUGUGGCAUGCGCAUGGAAUCCCAGCUCCCUGGGGCCUGCCGGCCAGCCAGCCUAGCCUCCUUGGUGAGUCCUGGCACAAUGAAAGAUCUGAAUUCAAAAACUGCGGGACAUUGCUCCUGGUGAGCCGGAACAAGGCUGUCCUUUGGCCUCUGUCUUCUCUGCUGAGGUGACCUUAGUGGUUGUUGAAUUUAGAAAUGACAUUAAGUUUUAUUGGGAAUUGCCAACACAUCCCGGGGAAAGAGGAGACAGGCAGAAGAAACAGAGAUUCUUUCAGAUAUCAUGUAGGUACCAAGUCAGAUCCAGUGCGGCAUUGGUUUCUAGGGAGACUUCUCCAGGAGACACUGACCUUGGUCUUUGAGAACGACAAUUGAAAAUACUGCCUGCAGAAACAGUGAAAGUUGUUCUUGGAUUAUGUGUAUUUUUAAUUAUCAGUAAACAUAAAUAUUUGAGAAAAUACCUGUGCUAGAUAUUUUAAA
Molecule: messenger RNA, 2776 nt
Organism: Alexandromys fortis (reed vole)
Lineage: Eukaryota; Metazoa; Chordata; Mammalia; Rodentia; Cricetidae
Gene: Oxgr1
Product: oxoglutarate receptor 1
Exons: 3
Coding region: 289-1317 (342 amino acids)
Biological process (GO): G protein-coupled receptor signaling pathway
Cellular component (GO): plasma membrane
Molecular function (GO): G protein-coupled receptor activity
Source: RefSeq, a predicted model, not a curated record